CUAAGCAUUCAAUAAGCUUCUGGAUGCAUCCAAAUGUGCUUGCUAGAAACUUUUAGAGAACAAGCAUACCUAGUCCGAGGCGUGGUGAUUUUGUGUCUCGCAGGUUUCGAAAGUCACCAGACGCGAGGCCGAGAACGCAGAAAGAAAGAAAGAAGUGAACAUGUCGAUAUAUAUUUUGCACAAUAAAAGUUUUGGAUCUCCGAUGUAGAUUUUUCUUAGAAUACAUUUACACUGUUAGAGAAUCACUUCUAACUUCCCUUUGCUUGUGAUACGUGUUUUUUUUAAAUACCAAACAUGACGGAGGACAUGUUGGGUGCGGACAUCUGUCGGGUCUGUCGAUCUGAAGGCCUUACAGACAGACCUCUAUUUCAUCCAUGUAUCUGUACAGGCAGCAUUAAGUGGAUACAUCAGGAAUGUCUAGUUCAAUGGAUGCGUUAUUCUCGCAAGGAAUACUGUGAACUUUGCGGCUAUCGUUUCUCAUUUACUCCUAUAUAUAGCCCAGACAUGCCACGGCGUUUACCAUUGAGAGAUGUCAUCGGUGGUUUAUUCUCAAGUAUUGUUACCGCUGUGAAAUAUUGGUUACAUUAUACUUUGGUGGCGAUUGCAUGGCUGGGAGUGGUCCCUUUAACUGCAUGUCGCACGUACAGAGCUCUUUUCAGCGGUCCGCUUGAUUUAGUUAGAAUAAUGUCAUUACCAAUGGACAUAUUCUCCACCGAGAAUAUAUCUUCGGAUGUGUUUCAUGGUUGCUUUGUAGUUACUUGCACCUUGUUCGCGUUUAUUGGCCUAGUAUGGCUACGUGAACAGAUUUUACACGCGGGCGGUCCCGACUGGCUUGAAAGGGAUAUACAGCUGCCUCCAGUUGACAAUCCGCCACAAGCAAACGCACAACGACCACAACAACCUCAGGAACAGCGUGCUAUGCCACAGGAAGUCCAGGACAACAAUAAUGUCCCUCCCUUUAUUGAUCCACCCAUUCCACAAGAAGGAGAAUUACAUAACGAGGAUCAACGUCCUAUGUAUCAGGACAUAGCAGAGAACUUGGCCAAUAAUCCUCGAAUUGGCGAACCUGAAGAUCUAGUGAGGGAUGUACAGGCACCAGCUCCUGUUCCACCUCUUCCAAUCAGAGAUGAACUCGGCGUAGAUGGUGGACAGCCAAAUGCCGCGGGUGGCGAACGUUGGGCGAGAGCACAUGUAGCGGUGCAAGCACAUGUAGUAGGGCAGGCGCAGGGUGAAGCCGAGGAGGCCAAUUGGAAUCCUAUGGAGUGGGACAGACCUGCUGAAGAAUUAACCUGGGAACGUCUCUUAGGAUUAGAUGGAUCUCUUGUCUUUCUUGAACAUGUCUUCUGGGUUGUGUCCCUAAAUACCUUGUUUAUCAUGGUAUUCGCUUUCUGUCCAUAUCAUAUUGGUCAUUUCACAAUAGCAGGAUUGGGCCUGCAGGAACAUGCAGCCGCGUCGCACUUUGAAGGUCUGGUAACUACAUUGUGUGGUUACUGCGUUAUUGGAGUUUGUCUAGUGGUCCUUCACACUCUCGCCGCAUUGCUAGGCUUUCAACGUUCUCAGAGAAUCUUGGGACUCUGUUAUGUUAUCGUCAAAGUCUCUCUGCUCUCUGUCGUAGAGAUCGGUGUACUUCCAUUAGUUUGCGGCUGGUGGUUAGAUAUUUGCUCGUUGGCGAUGUUUGACGCCACUCUCAGAGAUAGAGAAUCCUCAUUUAGGCUUGCUCCCGGCACAUCUAUGUUCAUUCAUUGGCUAGUGGGGAUGGUUUAUAUUUAUUAUUUUGCAUCAUUUAUUCUUCUGUUACGUGAAGUCUUGCGGCCUGGAGUUCUCUGGUUCUUGCGGAAUCUAAACGACCCUGAUUUUUCUCCUAUACAAGAAAUGAUUCAUCUUCCCAUAUUACGACAUGUACGGCGACUAGUCGCGUCUGCGAUUAUAUUUGGCACGGCCAUAUUAUUGAUGUUGUGGUUGCCCGUGAAGAUUCUGAGAUGGGCUUGGCCAGGAUUUUUACCUUAUACCGUGACCGUACAAAGCGAAGCUCAGGUCAGCGAGCUUUCACUGGAACUGCUUCUAUUGCAAGUAAUCCUUCCCGCAUUAUUGGAACAAUCGCAUACUCGCACGUGGUUAAAGGCUCUAGUGAGAACAUGGUGUCGCGUAGUAGCGUGGAUAUUGGAUCUGCAAUCAUAUCUUCUGCGAGAUCAAGCGGAUGAUCCAGGUCCGGCGGUAAUCGAAGAACCGCAACAUCCGGACUUGGGCGCCGCACACCAAGCGUUGCUGCAAAGAGAAGGACCUACGGGAUUUCAACCUUAUGUCAGACCGCGAUGGUUCCCCGCGAGAUUGAUCGGACUUCUUCUCUUUGUUUGCGUAUCUCUUGUAAUCGCUAGUCUAGUCGCUAUGACACUGCCUGUGUGGCUCGGACGUAGAGUGAUGGCGUUGUGGAUGGUAGGGGCACCCGCUCCGUCACCGCCUGUACUACCGCCUACAUUAACUGGAUCUGAUGGUGGCGAGUCUAUGAGUUCUCUAUCCGGAAGAGUGCAUGAAGUAUACACGAUAGCCUGCGGAACGUAUGUAUGUUGGGCUGCAGCGCGAGGUUUAGCGCUAGCAUUCUCCUGGUUACCUCGCGGCCGAAGAGCAAUUAUAGAUCGGAUCAAACACUGGGCGAUCUUGGCCGUGAAGGCUUCAGUAGCAUUUGUAUUGCUUGUCGGAGUCAUACCUCUCCUCUUCGGUCUUCUUCUCGAGUUAGUGGUGGUAGUUCCAUUACGUGUCCCAUUAGAGCAAAAUCCUAUCUUAUUCAUUUGGCAAGAUUGGGCCUUAGGUGUACUAUACACGAAAAUAGCUACCGCCGUAACAAUGAUGGGACCGGAUUGGCGAAUACGUCUCGCUAUCGAGCGUGCAUAUAAUGAAGGAAUAAGAGAAAUGGAUUUAAAAUUUGUCAUCAAGGAAUUAGCGGCUCCUGUUAUUUGUUGCUUCGGUCUUGCCCUCGCGGUUCCUUAUGCCGUGGCUUAUGGGAUAGUUCCACUUUUUGUGACUAAUCUGCAGACCCAGAUUCUUAUCGCCAGGCGUUUAUAUCCUUUUCUCCUUUUAGUACACUUGGUCUGCGCAGUGAUCUGUUUUCAGAUACGACAGUUCAAAAAGUUAUACGAGCAUAUUAAAAACGAUAAGUAUCUUGUGGGGCAAAGACUCGUGAAUUACGAGCAUCGUAACAAAUCGCAGACCCAGCAGCACCAAUCACAAAGAUCGAGCUAACGAUAUCACUAGGCAUAAUAUUGUUACGGCUGAAAAUGGAUUAGGAUUAGCUUCGUGUACAUUCUUUGAGAAUUACUUACUG
Messenger RNA from Pogonomyrmex barbatus (red harvester ant), 3319 nucleotides. It is a transcript of the gene MARCH6, whose product is annotated as membrane-associated ring finger (C3HC4) 6. The record is from RefSeq and is a predicted model, not a curated record. Gene Ontology annotation, molecular function: zinc ion binding. Gene Ontology annotation, biological process: ERAD pathway. Gene Ontology annotation, cellular component: endoplasmic reticulum membrane. Lineage: Eukaryota; Metazoa; Arthropoda; Insecta; Hymenoptera; Formicidae.